This is a messenger RNA of Meira miltonrushii, 702 nucleotides long. RefSeq lists its product as uncharacterized. The transcript has a single exon. Lineage: Eukaryota; Fungi; Basidiomycota; Exobasidiomycetes; Exobasidiales; Brachybasidiaceae. Bases 59 to 652 code for a protein of 197 amino acids. The record is from RefSeq and is a predicted model, not a curated record.
AAAACUUACCGAAAUGGGACCGGUGAAAUAUGUUGUUGCUGGUGAUUAUGAACAUAGUAUGUUCAUCAAACAAUACGCUGAUGCUUAUCCAGAAGCAAAAGUGAUCGGCGUGGAUGGAUUGGCAGAAAAAAACAAGGAUGUCAAAUGGACAGGCGAAUACGGUAAAAGUCCAAUCGAUACAAAGUAUGGAUUCGAAGAUGAAAUUCAAUCUCGUUACUUUGCAACGUUUAACAACAAGGACAUGGUCUUCUGUCAUAAAGACAGCAAAACUUUGAUCGCUGUUGAUUUGUUGUUCAACUUGCCAUGCAACGAACAAUACAAGAACACACCAGGUGGAAAAGUGAACACAUGGUUACCAUUCUAUGGCUCAUUGGCAAAGAAGUUCCAGCCACACACCGAUACUCAUCAAAGCUUUUUGUGGAAAGCAUCUGCCAUUAACGAUAUUGCACCAAAUGAAAAAACACCCGGAUCACCUGCUGCAACGACUGAAGAAAAACGUAAACGUUUUGCAAAAGAUGCAGAAGAAGUUGCUUCUUGGGACUUUGACAGAAUCAUUCCUUGUCAUGGUGAUGUGAUUGAAAACGGUGGAAAGAAGGCUUGGCUCGAUGCCUAUGCUCGUUUCUUGAGCCCAGAUGGUAAAGCAAAGAUUUAAAGAAACAAGUCAGUCAUACAUUGCAUUCAAACAUUAAUACCCCAUUGUGC